AAUUUGAAGUAAAAUGAGAGAAAACAAAACAUUUUCCUAAAAUUUGUGAGCAAGAUGGGUAAAACUCGUGUUGAAUUUAACUUAUUAUUUUUUUAUGUAUGAAAUUUCUUAGCAAUGAAAAAGUGGGCGUGUGUUUGUUUUGUGACUUUUGCUGCCAUCGGUUUUUGCACAUUGGCAUUUUUCCUCAUAUUUUUGAAAACGGAAGUCAUGAAUCACAACAUUUACAGGGCAGCUGUAUUGGAAGUGGUUCCCCAUAGAAAUUCAUCUCUUUCAUUUAGGGAAUUGGUGAUUAAAAACUUAGAAACAUAUGUAUCCGCAGUAAAGAUUGCAUAUGUGCAUGAUGUUGAUGUUAUUGUUUUUCCCGAAAACGGACUAAUUGGAUCAAUCAGGGAAAGAAGUAAACUAAUAUAUUCAAUCAUGGAAAAUGUACCUAACCCUAAAGAACAAAACUAUGUUCCAUGUUCGCAGACGGAACUGUUUAAAGACAGUCCUGUUUUGCGGAUAUUCAGUUGUUUGGCAGUAUACGGGGGGAUGUAUAUUAUUGCCAACAUGAUUGAUUUCAAACCAUGCAAUGACUCAAUGUUUGCAGCAGAGAAUUGCAUGAAUAUGGACUGUCCUGAUGAUGGAAUUUACCUGUUUAACACUAAUGUCGUUUUUAACAAAGUUGGAAAACUUGUUACAAGGUAUCAUAAGCGACAUUUAACAUUUGAAGACUAUUUAAAUCCUUCGAAUUGCAAAAGUGAUGGUUAUUUUGAAACUGAAUUUGGAAAAUUUCUCACAAGCAUAGGUACAGAUUUAUUUGAUGAAGAAUCAAAUAAGGUCAUUGAGAAACUUCUGCCUGACACCAUUGUCUACCCAACGUGCUGGGAAGAUUACACACCAUUAGAAUUUCUGUCCUCUCCAUUCCAAUCAUCGUAUGCUUUUACCCGUAACAUAAACCUACUCUCUGCAAAUAUGUAUGAUAUCUCGACCAGUAAAACGAGAAGUGUAAUAUAUUCUGGUACAAAUGGUCCUUUAAUAGUUUCAAGCGGCCCAUAUAAACACAAUACUCUAUUAAUAUCGAAUGUGCCAAAGAAUCCAAAAGACUACAGCAAACAUUUUAUUUUACGACGAAAAAAGUUUCUAAUAAGCAGCAGCGAUUAUUAUGAAGUGGAUUUCAAAGAGUCAAGAGAUUAUAAACACAAAUGCGAGAGUAGGUUACAAGCCAAAAUCGAUAAAAUAUACAAAGGAUCCUACUGUUACCCAAUUAACUCAACUGAUUUGAAUUCCGUUAAGCUCAAAAACUCUGAAGACAUCAUAAAUAUUUGCAUGAAUGGUCUUUGUUGCUCCCUAACGUAUAAGGCAAGAAAAAUAAAAGAAGAUUACUUUUUCUUGGUUUCGUCCUACGAUGAUACAUCAUCUGAUGGCGCAGCAGCUAAGUAUGAAUCAUGCAUUUUAACACGAUGCAUAUCAAUGGAAGGUAAAAAUUGCACGCACUUGACAUCUCAAUCUAAAUCAAUUUUUGAUGAAGUUCAAGUGAAAGGAGUUUUUAGAAGUAAAUAUGUAUUUUCUGUAGCCUUAAAAAGUGGUAUCAAAUUAACAGGAGAAAAUGAAUGCAAAUUUGAUGGAAUAUCUAGCAUUUCUUUUAAAAACAGUCAGAAUAAUUCUCUACUUACUUUUGGCCUUUUUGGCCAUAGUCACAAAUGAAAAAUUAAUAAGUGUUAUUCAAAUAGCGAUUAUGAUGUUGGGUGGUGCCUAAACACCUUAUUCGCAACUUAUUUUUAAAGUUGCGGUAGUACGUAUAAACACGCUUGGUGUAACGCAAACAAAUUCUGGUGCAACAUGAACCUUUUUAUUGAUCUUCAGUCUGCUGAUCCUUAAAAUAAUGUUAGAAAUAAUCCAAUUGAAACUGGCCAUGGUAAUCUGGAGGUAAUAGGGAAUACUGUUGCUAUUAAUUCUAUCCUACAGAAAUUGAAUUAGAUUAAUAUGAGGGUAGUACCCAAAACAUACUCCUUGCUGCAUAUUAUUUAAAUUUUGGUGGAAGAAGAAUUGAUGGUUACUGAGUGGAAUAUUCGUUAAUAAAACUCACUUCUUCAUUAAGCUUGAAUAUCCCCUGAUUUAGAUGCACAGAAUUCUCUAAUAGCAGUUAGAUACUGUCUAAAUUUAUCAUGAAUGGAAUCUGUGUACCUCCAUCGCCACAUAAAUUCGGCGAAAUACGAAUCGGAAAUGGUGUCUGUGGUACCUGACAGGAGGUGACAUUUUUUUCUAAAGUCCCUUUUUAUGACUGCCCACAGACCUUCGAUCUUUUUGACCAGAAGCAAAAGUAAUCUAACCAGCUAGUAUCUAAUGUAGAACUAACGAACCUCUGAAAUUACAUAUACCAUUGAACAUUUAAAAAUAACGCUAAAAUCUAAACCUAUCAGAAUCACGAUUGGGUUCCAACAUCGCCCAGCUUGGCGAUCAACCGCGAUCACAACUUGGCGAGAAUCAAGGGGCACCCUCAAAUAUAGUCUACCCGCUUUAUUUCAUUUAAAAUUUGCUUUAAAAAUCUAAAUAUACGAGGAAAAACUGUUUUGUGAUUUUUCAUAUUCGUAUUCUGAGUCUCACUUUUAGGCUUCAGGCUCAUUGUUACUAUCUAUCAUUGGAAAUUCACCGGAUUAAAAUCCACUUGCAAUCACAAGGUAUAUCUUCCAACCAUAUAUAUUCUUCUACUUUCUACAAUAUUGAAGAAUUUCUUAUUAUCAACAAUGAGGCAGCUUGGUAUGAGACUUCUAGGUUGCGGAUUUAUCUUAGCGAAGUUCACGGAAACAGGCUUUCUUGUUAAAUCAAUUUGGAUAACAUCUUUUCUAGAAGUCGAGUCUACUGUUUUAAUUAAGCAUCAUGUCGUGUGUUCUUGCAUCCAGAUUGAAUUUAAACUGUUGUAUUUGAGUUACAUAUAGCUAUAAAUUUUGUACUAUGCUUUACUCAAUUACUUUAAAAAAAUAAAAUGAAUAUGGCAUGA
Parasteatoda tepidariorum (common house spider) is the source of this 2980-nucleotide messenger RNA. Its product is annotated as vascular non-inflammatory molecule 3-like. Lineage: Eukaryota; Metazoa; Arthropoda; Arachnida; Araneae; Theridiidae. The record is from RefSeq and is a predicted model, not a curated record.